AUGAGCAAUACUAAUUUAAGUGAUAUUCUGCGAUACAGUGCAGAUGAAUCUGAAUCGUCAGAUUCAGAUACCGAGACAGUAAGCUCAUCGAAAUUGGUGGCCCAUCCAAGAAAGUUUGAUAGUUCGAGUGAUGAGGGACAAUAUGAUUCUGAUGAUCAAAAUGAUACGAAUAAAUUGAAUUCUUCCAAUAUUUUCCGCCCUCUUCUAGAUUAUAAUAUAAUUACUAUAAAUCAAAGUGAUAACAGUAUAUUGAUAGGAUUAACUCAAAAGCAACGUAUUUUUAUUUCUGGGAUAUUUAAUUUACAAGUGGUAAAAGGUGGGAUUGUAUAUAACAAUGUUCAUUAUAAUGCUUCAAAAAAAAUAUACACAGUAUGGCAUCCGUUAUCAAAUUCAAUUCCUUCCAUUAAUUCUUCGCAUUAUGCUGGCUGGGAAGAAUCAUUGCACCUUCCUUAUAAGUAUAAGAAUAUUGCUAAAGAUCGAUUGGAUGCAUUCCCUUGUAUACUGAAAAUCAAUAAUUCUAAUUUUGAAACAUUAUUAGAGGUUUGUAACUUAUUCCCAGAGUCACGUUAUCUAUGGAAACUUAAAAAUGGUACAAAUCAAUCUUUUAGUUCAGAUACUGCAACUUAUGACAUUUUAAAUAAAGAUAUUGACCCGUUUAUUCCAUUAGAAAUAUCACAAAAUUGGGUUUCAGUAAUUGAGAAGCUUAAUGUUGCUCAUAAAAAUUCACAAUAUGAUAUGAGGGUAUUGGCAUUGGGAGGUAAAAAUUCAGGCAAGUCCACAUUUUUAAGACUCCUUAGAGAAACAUUUAAUAAUACCAUUUCAGAAAAUCAGAUAGAAAAUGACAUGCUUUAUCUUGAUUUUGAUCCAGGUCAGUGUGAGGUUUCAGAACCUGAGUGUAUUAGCUUAUCAAAAUUAAAACCAAAUAAUGAAAUUCUGGGAAAUUCUUUAUCUAUCCACUAUCAAGAAAUGUUGGAUCAAAUUUAUAUAGGUUCUUCAUCGCCUCAAGAUAUGCCAUCCAAAUAUUUGGAGGCAAUUAACUCGAUCAUACAAUCAUUUGAAGAUCAGUCUUUCAUGGGAACGUCACUACUAAACUUACCGGGCUGGAUAAAAGGUUUUGGACUAAAUAUAAUAAAUCAUGUAAUUAAUAGUUUCAAACCAACCCAUAUUAUACUGCUGGAAUCGAAUUCAACCAAAUCAUCCUUCUCAGAUCUGGUGAUUCCAGACUAUUUUAGUUCAGAUUUAAAUGAGCAUUAUCAACCCAUUGUAUACAAUAUCUUGGCAAAUACUAUUAAUUCAAAUAAUUCCCCUACUUCCAAGUUUCAAGCAAAUCAAAUUAGAACAUAUAAAAUGAUUACUUAUAUGCAUACGAUUCAAAAGUCAUAUCAGGGAUUAAAAUUUGAUUUUAAUCCUCUAAUAUCCAAGGCCCCAAUUCAAGUAAGCUUUGGUGAAGCUGGAAUUCGUGGCUUUCAAUUCACAGAGGAAUUCAGAAAGUUAAAUGAAAAUGAUAUAAAGGGAUCAUUGGAAGGCACGAUAGUUGCAUUGCAUUCCUUAAAUUCUAAGGAACUUAUGGAUAUCACCUACGCAGGAAAGUUUCCCUUAAUCGAUAAUGAGAUAAAAGAUAAAACUUACAUCAGCUUGUUAUUGAUUCAUUCUAUUGAUGUCGAAAAGAAGUUGAUGAAUAUAUAUAUUCCUGAUCAUAAGCUGGGUAUAUUAAAAUCAAAUUGUGAUAAAAUAUGGAUUAUUGUUAGAAACAAGACUGAGACUCCAAUCCAAGAACUUUAUAGUGAUAAUUUAGAACUUCAGAAUGCAACCGAAAUACCAUAUAUUUCUACAGAAAGAAGAAAAAAAUAUGAACACGUUUGGAAAGUUCGUAAAAAUGUUCUAAGAAGAGGGCAUCAUAUGAAAUAA
Vanderwaltozyma polyspora DSM 70294 is the source of this 1908-nucleotide messenger RNA. RefSeq names its product polynucleotide 5'-hydroxyl-kinase (gene GRC3). Gene Ontology annotation, biological process: cleavage in ITS2 between 5.8S rRNA and LSU-rRNA of tricistronic rRNA transcript (SSU-rRNA, 5.8S rRNA, LSU-rRNA). Gene Ontology annotation, molecular function: polynucleotide 5'-hydroxyl-kinase activity. The transcript has a single exon. NCBI's taxonomy places the organism in Eukaryota, Fungi, Ascomycota, Saccharomycetes, Saccharomycetales, Saccharomycetaceae. The coding region runs from base 1 to 1908 and encodes 635 amino acids. Gene Ontology annotation, cellular component: nucleus. The record is from RefSeq and is a predicted model, not a curated record.